Messenger RNA from Microcebus murinus (gray mouse lemur), 1300 nucleotides. It is a transcript of the gene SPANXN4, whose product is annotated as SPANX family member N4. The record is from RefSeq and is a predicted model, not a curated record. NCBI's taxonomy places the organism in Eukaryota, Metazoa, Chordata, Mammalia, Primates, Cheirogaleidae.
CAGUAUUAUUAUUACCACAUAUGAGCCAUUAUAGUAUUGGCAUUAUUUUAUUAUUACUACUGUAUAUGCACUGCUCAUCAUGGAUCUGAGUUACAUACAAAUCUGACCUAAAGACAUUCUCAGGAAUUUAUCUCAUCUGUAACCUGGAGACUACCUGUACUAAUAUGAACACAUCCACUUGAUUUGAAAUAAGGCUAAGAUACCGAAUAAUGAAAGUCAAUUCACUGAAGUUUUGACAGGCUGAAGGCGAUGAUUUCAGACUGGAAACAGAAAAUCGAAGAUAACUACAGGGACAUUGGGGAAAAGAAGGUGGAUUGAAAAGUUGUAUGGUAGUAGCCAAAAAGUAAAUUAUCUUCAAGGUGCAUAGGAGACGAUUGUAGGGAUGAAUCACAUGUAUCCACCAAGACUUAAAUGUGGCCACAUUAGCUUGUAGGGAUUUUAAGUAAGGUAUCCAAAAUACCUGGUAAUGGUUAGGGCUGGGAGAGUACACAAUGAAUCGCUUAAUAGAGGAGGUUGUGGGAAAAGACUUGAAGAAAUGACUCUCUUCUUUCCAUGUGAACCAUGAGAAUUGAAGAUGAAGAGAUGAGGAGGGAUAGCAGGUCAAUUUGGGAUGCAUCUUUAGGGGGUGUUGAAGCAACAACAGCAUCUUGGCCUUCUCUCCUCCUCCCCCACCCAUGGAGGUGUCAAGGGUAGUGCUUUGUGAUGUCUAAGCCAUCUCGGGGUUACUAUUGGCUGGAGUAGUGCUGGAUGACCAAACAAAGCUUAAGGAUGUGGUUCUCACUACCCCCAGGAAGGUAUAUAUAGUGAGGGAAGAGGCCUGGGAUAGACCACUGGGAGGCUUCAAUAUGGCUAAGGAAAUCUGCACACCAGAGGAGCCUAGCAUAGAUAUGCAACAACCAACUGUAAGCAUGGAACAGCCAACUCCAAUCACCAAAGGCAGGAAGGAGAUAAAGACCCUCUGUCAACACAACAACAAAGAAAGUGAUAAGGUUCAGAUGAUACUCAUAAUAGUAAAAUUAGCCCUUCAACAGAAUGUGAAUAAGAUGAAGAAAAUAAAAAUGCCAACAAUAAUAGUCUGUUUCUACAGGGUGCAUAAGAAAAGAAAUUCAAAUCAGCUGAAGAAUAAAGAAGAGAACCCAGAUAACUCCAUCGAUCCAAUCAAAGAGACCAGAGACCUAGACCUAUCUGUGGAGUCUUCAGAAAAAGCUAUGGAGAAAUAGUCAACCAUGGAGAAACCAAAUCUGACAAAUACAUGGUACACCAAUGGCAAUGAUUAAAAUAAAAUAAAAUUUUAAGGGCA